Molecule: messenger RNA, 964 nt
Organism: Alosa sapidissima (American shad)
Lineage: Eukaryota; Metazoa; Chordata; Actinopteri; Clupeiformes; Clupeidae
Product: angiogenin-4-like
Exons: 1
Coding region: 228-734 (168 amino acids)
Molecular function (GO): nucleic acid binding
Source: RefSeq, a predicted model, not a curated record
UUGACAUUCACCAGCACGGCCCAAUUGUAAUGUUCCAUAAAGUGUAUUUGUAACACUUUAUAAAGUAACAAACAGGAGCACUGUGUUAAUACAAACUGUUAAUGAAAUUGCCUGUCAUGUAAUGGCUAAAACCAGACGCAAGAGCAGAUCACACUGGUCCAUAAUGCUUUGUCCAGUCAGCUUGAUUGCUUCUCUGCUCUGCUGUCCAGACUCUCUGAAGAUUCAUCAUGAAGAUCCAGCUCCUGUCGUGUCUGCUGGUGGUCCUGCUGUGUGUCUGUGGCAUGGCCCAGGGCUCAUCAUUCCUCAUGGGAAGACAACCAGAACAAGACCCAGAUCUUCAGGAGACCCCAUAUGAGAAGUUCCUCAGGCAACAUGUGAUUGGUGAAAUGGAUGCAAAGGACUGUACGAAAGUUAUCAAGAAGAAGUCUAUAGCAUCCAAUGGAAAGUGCAAACCUGUGAACACUUUCAUAGUUACCUCCAAUAAGUUGCAGGUUGACGAAGUCUGUACUAAAGGAAAGCGUUUUAAUCCAAACUAUAGACAAAGUGUCAACAAGUUUAAUGUGGUGACAUGUCGAAAGGCCAAGGAUGAAAAGCUACCUUGUGCCUAUGAAGGAAAGAAGCAAGACCGUUAUGUUGUACUUGUGUGUGAAGAUGGCCUCCCUGUCCAUUUUAACAAGACUGUCAAAAUGUUCAACACGACCACCUGGCUUGGUCUUUCAAAAUCAGAUUCCUAAACUUGCAUUCCUAAAGUUGCCAUAAUGCUUUAUUUGUAAAGUCUUUAUGCAGUUCACUGCACUGCUAUCACAAUGCCAUGUAUGUUAUCUUCUAGAGAGUCAGAAAGGAAAAUAGCAAAGAUUGUUGCACUAUAUGUCCUAUGACUUUUUGAGUAUUUGCUUGACAGAGAUUUAUUUGAGAGUAAAUUUUAACAUGAAUUCAGCUUAAUAAAGGCAUAUUCUGUGGCAGU